Xiphophorus couchianus (Monterrey platyfish) is the source of this 4854-nucleotide messenger RNA. Its product is annotated as zinc finger protein Eos-like. Bases 2876 to 4447 code for a protein of 523 amino acids. The record is from RefSeq and is a predicted model, not a curated record. The transcript is spliced from 10 exons. Gene Ontology annotation, biological process: regulation of transcription by RNA polymerase II. Lineage: Eukaryota; Metazoa; Chordata; Actinopteri; Cyprinodontiformes; Poeciliidae. Gene Ontology annotation, molecular function: RNA polymerase II cis-regulatory region sequence-specific DNA binding; DNA-binding transcription factor activity.
CAAGAGACUUUUAUGGUACACCCUGAUAUCAGUUGUGCAGUUGUUUUUUGUACACACUCAAUAAUGACACACACACACACACACACACACACACGCACACACCCACACACAAAACAUUUAUACAAAGGAUUAGUGCUAUGAAAGUUGCAAAGUUGAGUAAAAUCACAAUUAAAACAUGUAAUGUGUUGCAACUCCUAGUGGAUGUCUAAAAGUGAAAAUACAAAUAAUUAUUUGCAGCUGAAUGCUUUUUGAGGUUUUACUUUUUUGUGCUAAUUUAAAAACUGUUUCCAGCUGCAUAUCAAAAGGUUAAUCUCCACAUGUCAGCUCCUGUUUUACCAAAACUCUUUGAUUGUUUGGAUUUUUCUUCAGUCAGAAAAUUAUCUGCUUCACAAAUCAGGGUCUACUUCCCUCCCCCCCAAUUUUCAAUUUUAUAAAGAUCCAAAGGGUUUUAAGAGGUUAUAAAGCAGGCUGCAGGCUGCUCAGUUUAGCACAUAGACUCUUGUUGCUGAACUAGUAGGCCAUAGAUUGUGAAAGAGAUGGUCACAACUCUAGACCAAGUCUCAAGUCUUUGAGAGGCAAGUCAAAGUCAGGUUGCAAGUAAAUGACUUGGACUUUGAGCCUGCUAACUUCUCCAGGUAUACCUCUCUUUUAGAAAAUUACCUGAAACCAUUAAAUCAUAAUUUAUUUCACACUUUCCAGGGUUCAAAGUAAUUUUAUUAAAAUAUCAGAGAAAGUUCCAGAGUGAGCAGAGAUUGAAGCAGAGUUGAAAGACUGACAGCUUCCAAAUCAAAACUAAAAAAAAACAAAGAAACAACCAAAAACAAGCCCAAUUCUCAAACUUAGGUUAAAAUUGAUUUGGGCCAAAACAAUUUCAUAGUGACACUUUAUUAUCUAAUAUAAUUUCAAAAUAAAAUAACUAAUAAAAUGAGAGUAAGAAUAUGACAUGUCAUUAAAUGUUAACGUUUUUUACUUUUCUGCCACUCAGUGAUAACUAUUUUGAUUUAAUUUUCUAUGGAUGCUUUCUAAAAACACGUCAAAUGCUGUGAAAAACAGCCCAAAUAUUAGCAACCAACCAAAAGCUGUUCUUUUCCCAGCCCAACGUGUUCAAAAGAAGCCCAAUUGGGGAGAAACUCGCCCAAUCUGGCAACACUUAUCCCUACUUGCCCCUCCCUUACCUGUGCCGUUGCACUUUUGAUGCCAUUGCCAACUACACUCCAGUCCGGUAGGUGGCAGUAAAUGCCCCUUCAGUUGGUUUGCCAACCGCCAGUAAAACUUAAAAGAAGAAGAAAAUGAGUCUGGCGGUUUCCUGGAACGUGGUGUGCAAAGCGGAGGAGCGCCAUCAAUUAUUGUAAUGAGGUAAUCAAAGUUCUUCUGAAAGAAACUUUGCAUGCUAAAAGUUUAGAGCAGCAAGUUUUAACCAGAGUACCGACAAGCUCAGCGAGCAAAAAUAGCUCUGCUAAUUAGCCGGCUAAUAUCAAAUUUCAGUGUUUCUCUAUAAGGCACAGAAUGCCAAAAAGCUCUGUUUUCCACAAUAAGUACAGUAACUAAAUGCUUAGACUACAUUCAAUAAAGUUUUAGUAGCUCAUGUCUAGAGUAGGAUUCUCAAACUUUAUCCCUCGACGGCUGGUGUCCUGGAACUAUUAGAUCCAUCCAAUGAACUUGAGUGAAAUGGCUAACCUACCUCCUCAGCAUGCAUUUAAGAUUAACAGAGUCCAGCUAAUGGAGUAGUUAUUUGAUUUGGGUGUGUUGUAGCAGAGAAAUGUCUAACAUUUCCAGGAACCUGGCCCUCUGGGGCCGGUGUUUGAGACCAGUUGUAGGUUUGCAACUUGCUAUGUAGGUUGCAAACAAAUAUUUUAGAACUGGUAGACUUAAUUUUUCCUAAAACAUUUUCAAUGUUAAAAUGACCAUUACUUAGAUAGAGGCAAAAUGUAAUCAAAUUUGUUUUUUAAAGUCAGGUGAAAACAAUUCUAUUGAAUUACCCAUAAUUUAAUCUAGGAGUUGUUCUCUAUUACACAGUGGGGAAAUAAACAUUCAACUCCCUCCUGAUUUGUAAGUUUGCUCACUCUCAAGAAAUAACCUCUCUCAUUUUUGAGAUAGUCAGAAUUUAAGUUAAAUUUUACAUGGCUUCAAAAUUACCCUGUUUUUGAGUGAAAUAAGCAUUUAAUACCCUACAGCUCAGUCUGAAUUACCUGCAUAUUGGUCAUGGGACGAUUACCAAAGCCCCGGAUCUCAACUCGUUGCACGCAUAAAGCAUGCGUGCCACAAAAUCAUAAUUUCUAAUAUCCACAUCUCUCUACAUUGACAGUCAAGAUCAAAGUUGUGUCGAAGCACGCGAGAGAUAAUACAUGCAUUUUAUGUACAUGGAAUUUGGAAAAGCAUGAAAACUUUGAGACCCUUGGUUUGACUCUGUAAAAGAUCUUGGAUUGAAGGUGAUCAAGACAAAGGUGAUGGAUCAGUCUACAAUUGCAAAGGAGGAGCGUCUUAACAAUCUCAGCACAAGUGGAACCACAGUUACCAAGAAUAUUGCUCUCUGGGCCUGAAGGCACCCAGCUGCUUCCUGAGGAAAUGCCCUCCUCGCUCUUCGUCCUCAAGAACUCCUCAGCAACAUCGCUUUGUUCCAAAUGGAGGUUGAUAGAGGCCAUCUGCUCUGUCAUAAGAGGACACCAGUCAGUGAACGUGACUGGAGGAAUAGCAAAGUAUAUUGGAUUGCUCCAGCAUUCACCGUAGUCACGCUGCGCAGGAUCCAUAUUCAGAGAAAGUCCAGCGGUGGAGUGGGGAAAUACCAGAGCAGCUUUCCUCUCCUCUGGUGCUGAGCAGCUGGAAGGAACCCAACUGGACCUGUUAAGUAAGACCUUCAAACUACCAGCAUCUCACCAUGAGCACAGACAAGCAUCCUGAAGUUACAUCCCCAGAGGAGGACAAGAUGGAAGCUUGCAGUGAGGCUGCAGAGGUGAACACGCAGGAGGAAGAAGAGCAGACGGAAGACGCCUCUGUCACUGUGAAUGGAAUGCACUCGGAUCCUGUCAUGGAUGCACGUGUGAUAAAAACCGAAGCUGAGGAGACGGACGAUACUGAGCAUGCAGUGAUUGUGCCCAAAGAGGAAGUGGAAGGAGACAGCGAGGACGGGAUGGAGGAAGGUGUUGACGAGGACAGGACAGAGGAGGACAACGACGAGCAGAGAGACGAGGAUGGCAUGAACGAGCCGCAGGACCUGUCACUGGUGGACUACUCGCGCUACGAAGUGGCGUCCCUGCCAGACGGCCAAACGACAGGUGCGUUGGAUGAGGCUGCAGACGGGGGCUACGCGCCCGGAUCCACCGCGGCCCGCAUUCCGACACAGGGGAAACUCAGCUGCGACAUCUGCGGUCUCUCCUGCAUCAGCAUUAAUGUGCUGCUAGUGCACAAGCGCAGCCACACUGGUGAAAGGCCAUUCCACUGCACUCAGUGUGGGGCCUCCUUCACCCAGAAGGGAAACCUGCUUCGCCACAUCAAACUGCACUCCGGAGAGAAGCCUUUCAAAUGCCCGAUGUGCAGCUACGCCUGCCGACGACGCGACGCUCUCAGCGGGCACCUGCGCACCCAUUCUGUAGAGAAGCCCUUCAAGUGCAACCACUGCAGUCGCAGCUACAAGCAGCGGAGCUCCCUCGACGAGCACAGAGAGAGGUGCCAUGUGUACAUUCAGAGCAAAGGUCCCGCCGAGAGAGCAGAGGACAGCCACACAGCCAGGUCUCAGAUGGGCUCAGAGCGCGCGCUGCUUCUCGACAGGCUCGCCAGCAACGUUGCCAAACGGAAAAGUUCAAUGCCACAGAAGUUCACUGGCGACAACGGGGUCUGCCUGGACCUGAGCUUUAACAGGGAGCUGCUCCACCGAUCUGACAUAAAGGAACCUCCACCAGGCUCACCAGGGCCAGAGGGCCAGCUGCAGACAGUCCUUGCAGGCCCAGAUGGCGACCCACCUCCCACCCACAGACCGUACCCCAUCCCGUUAAACCGCACCGAUAUCAACCCAAUCAGCCUCACCAAUGGCCACAAGAUGCCUCUUCUGGGCCUCCCUCAUGGAGCACAGCCGCCCCUCGGCAUGGACUCCUUCCACAACGACGCUUCCCAGAUGACCCAGCCCGUCAUGUACAGCUUGGGUCACCUGCUGGGGGGGAUCAAUCACCAGAACGGCGUCCCACACCCACACAGCCAGCCCAUUCCACUGACGCCCCUCGAGGCCCUGCGGGUCAUGCGGGCGGACGGAGAGUCCGGGGCACCGCCCGGAGCGGUGUACCCCUGCGGCCACUGCAGGGUGCUCUUCCUGGACUACGUCAUGUACACCAUCCACAUGGGAUGCCACGGCUUCCGCGAUCCGCUCGAAUGCAACGUUUGUGGCCACCGCAGCCGGGACCGUUACGAGUUCUCCUCCCACAUAGCCCGCGGCGAGCACCGCCUAGAACUCAAGUAGACUGCAUUCAUGCACACAAACAGUCACCACCAUGGAGACAGACAACGAUUUAGUCAUAUAAGUAGCUGGUAGUAUUAGAAAUGAAAGCAUAAAGUAGCGGCUCUGUCUGUCCUUGGCGUUUGUUAAAGUGUGUGUGAGUAUAGAUGUCGUGGGAGUGUGGCGGCUGUUCUUAGUCAUCCAUCUGAAAAGAUGGCCUGUAAAGAGUUAUCGCAGGAGUAUUUCUACUCCUCAGCAUGCAUAUAUUUGUAAGUAACGGGGUUGUCUGUUUGCAUAAAGCCACGUGUUUCACUCACACAAAGCAGCAGAAAGUACUGUUUUUAUGCUGUACCUACUGUUUAAUUUGUCUGUAUAAAGAUGUAAAAAAAAUAAAAGAGCAGUUCACACACAAGCUGCAGAGUGUUUAGAGA